This is a messenger RNA of Nicotiana attenuata, 3036 nucleotides long. Its product is annotated as phosphatidylinositol 4-phosphate 5-kinase 7-like. Gene Ontology annotation, biological process: phosphatidylinositol metabolic process. The transcript is spliced from 10 exons. The coding region runs from base 457 to 2769 and encodes 770 amino acids. Gene Ontology annotation, molecular function: ATP binding; 1-phosphatidylinositol-4-phosphate 5-kinase activity. Lineage: Eukaryota; Viridiplantae; Streptophyta; Magnoliopsida; Solanales; Solanaceae. The record is from RefSeq and is a predicted model, not a curated record.
UCUCAUGUAACUGUGUCCGUAAAACUGAAAUCCAAAAAGUACAAACAGAAAUUUCUUCAUGUCAUAUACAGAAAAAUAUGCCGAAAGGCUAAGCUUGAUAGAAGAGCUUUUGUAGUCUUGUAGGUAACGUCAUAGUGAGAGAGAGAUAAAUCUAGAGAGAGAAAGUGGUGAAAACUUUUUGGCGGUAGAUUUCAAGGAAGAAGUUGAAGUGUCAAUUCGAAAUCGCUUUCCGCUGUAGCUAUCGAUUUUGAUUUUUUUUUUUUUAAUUUACUUUAAAUUUUAGUAGCUGACGAUUUUAGGGCUCGGCGAUCGUUUGGUGUACACAGUGCAACUUGGAGGUAUAAAAAUUACUGAAGUUGCUCACCAGAGUAGUUCACUUACGGCUAAGCUCCUUAGAUGGGUUCAUCGACUAUAAUUAAGGAACUUUGAACAGAUCGCGGGUGAUUACGACAGGCCAUGGAGGACAGUGGAAGCAUUACUGAAAAGGUCUUCUCAAAUGGAGAUUCUUAUGUGGGUAGUUUCAAGGGGAUUCUUCCUCAUGGAAAAGGCAAAUAUACUUGGUCAGAUGGAUCCGUUUAUGAUGGUUGUUGGGAAGAAGGAAAAAUGACUGGAGAAGGACGGUUUAUUUGGCCUUCUGGAGCUUCAUAUGAGGGUGAUUUCUCUGGAGGUUACCUCCAUGGUUUUGGAAUAUUUAACGGGUCUGAUGGCUCACUAUACAGAGGUGUUUGGAGAAUGAAUACCCAGCAUGGGAUAGGAAGAAAGCAGUAUCAGAAUUCUGAUGUUUAUGAUGGUUGUUGGAAAGAGGGAGUACGUGAAGGCAGCGGUCGAUAUGCAUGGAGUAAUGGAAACAUGUAUAUUGGGAACUGGAAAGAUGGAAAAAUGUGUGGUAGAGGUGUUAUGAAAUGGUUUGAUGGAGAUGUUUUUGAUGGAUUUUGGUUGAAUGGCUUAAGACAUGGGUCAGGCUGUUACCGAUUUGCAGAUGGAAGUUACUACUUUGGGGUGUGGACUAAAGGGCUAAAAGAUGGACUUGGAAUGUUUUAUCCUGCUGGAAGUAAGCAUCGGUUUCUGAGGAAGACCAGUGAUAGGCAUGAUGAUAAGAGGAAAAAGCAGCUCCCACAUGCUUCAUCAACUAUUUCAGAGUCUGUGAAACCUAAAGUGAAGCGUAGUAUUUCGGAGAGAUUCUUGCUUAAAGGUUCAGGGAGCAUAUCACUGAGGACUACAUCACAGGGAGAAGACGUUUCCCUUGAUGAUUCCAGCAGAGACAUGUUGGCCUGUGAUUCAUCAAGUGUAUUAUCUCAAAGCUCUCAUGAUGACAAAAGCGAUUUUCUGGAAACUGGUUCUGUGGCAUAUGAAAGAGAAUACACGCAAGGAGUCCUAAUCAAAGAAAGGAUUAUAAAUAUUAGUAGGCUAUCUCGCAAAAGUAAACAACGGAUUAAGUUUCACGCAAAAGAAGUAAAAAGGAGGUCAUGUGUGUACUUUCUAGAAGGCCGUAAGAGCUACUAUCUGAUGCUUAAUUUGCAACUUGGCAUCAGGUAUUCUGUUGGCAAGAUCACUCCUGUGCCUAUACGUGAAGUGAGACAAUCAGAUUUUGGAGAUCAAGCUAGAAUUAAGAUGUACUUUCCCAGGAAGGGUUCCCAAUUUACACCUUCACAUCAUUCCAUCGAUUUUUACUGGAAGGAUUAUUGCCCUAUGGUUUUCAGAUAUUUGAGAGAGUUGUUCAAGCUGGAUGCGGCAGAGUAUAUGAUGUCCAUCUGUGGUGAUGAUGGUCUGAGAGAGCUUUCGUCUCCUGGAAAGAGUGGCAGCCUUUUCUAUCUUUCUCGGGAUGAUAGAUUUGUGAUCAAGACUUUAAAGAAGUCUGAGCUCAAGGUUCUACUCAAGAUGCUUCCUGAUUACUAUAGGCAUGUAAAGGAACAUGACAACACACUCAUAACAAAAGUAUUUGGGCUGCAUAGGAUAUCAUUGAAACGUGGAAAAAAGGUACGCUUUGUAGUCAUGGGGAAUAUGUUUUGUACGGAAUUAAGAAUACAUCGCCGUUAUGAUUUGAAAGGUUCUUCUCAUGGGAGAUUUACAAAGAAAGAUCGUAUUGAUGAGACGACGACAUUAAAAGACCUCGAUUUGAAAUAUGAGUUUCAUAUGGACAAGUUAUUACGUGAGGCACUUUUCAAACAAUUAUCUUUGGACUGCAGAUUUUUAGAAUCUCAGAACAUUAUAGACUAUAGCCUUCUAUUGGGGUUACAUUUUAGAGCUCCUGAGAAUCUGAUAUCUCUUUUACAGCCACCUGAUUCUCUAGACAAUGUAGAAACUAAUCCUGAGCAUGAAGGUGGGAUAUCUCAGGGGGAGCUCUCAAUUCCACCAAGGGGUUUGAUUUUGGUAACUCAUGAACCCAGUUCUGUCAGCACUACACCAGGUCCUCAUAUAAGAGGAAGUACUCUUAGAGCCAUGUCCGUUGGUGACAAGGAGGUUGAUCUUCUUGUCCCGGGUACUGGAAGGUUAAGGGUACAAUUAGGUGUAAACAUGCCAGCCCAAGCAAACCAAAAGCUCAUGCAGGAUGAGACAGCUUCAGUACAAGUUGAGCUUUUUGAGGUAUAUGAUGUUGUUCUAUAUCUGGGAAUAAUUGAUAUACUGCAGGAAUACAACAUGAAAAAGAAAUUGGAGCAUACCUACAAAGCGUUGCAAUUUGAUCCUAUGUCGGUCUCUGUAAUUGAACCCAAGCUUUACUCGAAACGUUUCAUCAAUUUCUUGGAGAAAGUGUUCCCUGUUGAGCCAUGAAACUCUUUUAACUUGCAAAUAUUUCUUCUCUGUCCUGCUGAGGCCCUCUGGUUUCUUGGUUAGAGCUAGAUGGAAAACAAGCUUUUCAUGAUUAAUUGAAGAGCAAUUUUAUCACCACUCAAAAGUGUUUUAUUCCAUUCCACUUAAUGUACUACAUAGUUUUUUCUGUACAGUGGCACCUAACAGUUUUGUAGCUAAAAAAGUCUUUUCUGUUUUAAUUUUUCUUAAAGAUUUGAACUUUGCGUUUCAAAUCUCACAGUUUCGUUA